AUGGAGCAGGAGCAGCGACCUCGUCGUGUCCCCCUCCCACACCCCCAAGAGGGGCCCAGGACCCCAACCCAAAAAGCGAUCCAGGGGACCCCCGGCCCCACCUGCUGGGGCAUCUGCGGGGCCAGGGCCAUCAGCCACGACUUCGUGCUGGCCCUGCAGACCCUGCCCCGCUCCGAGCACCAGGUGGUGGCCGUGGCCGCUCGGGAUCUGGGCCGUGCCCGGGACUUCGCCCGGCGCCUCGGGGUGCCCCGAGCCUACGGCACCUACGAGGAGCUGGCCCGGGACCCCCACGUGGACGUGGUGUACGUGGGGGUGGUGAACCCCUCCCACCUGCCCACGGGCCGCCUGUUCCUGGCCGCGGGCCGGGCCGUGCUGAUGGAGAAGCCGAUGGCGGUCGGGGCCGGAGAGGUGGCCGAGCUCGUGGCGGCCGCGCGGGAGAGGGGGGUGUUCCUCAUGGAGGGGUUCUGGACCCGUUUCUUCCCCGCCUGGCGCCGCCUCGAGGCUUUGGUGGCCGGGGGGGCUUUGGGGACCCCCCUUCUGUUCCGGGGCUCGCUGGGCUUCAACCUGGGGGGGGUGGAGCGGCUGCGGGAGCCGGGCCUGGCCGGGGGGGCCCUGCUGGACCUGGGGGGGUACGGCCUGCAGAUGGCCCUGGCCCUGCUGGGGGGCACCCCCAGAGCCCUCUGGGCCCACGGCAUCCUGCACCCCACCGGGGUGGACGAGUCGGUGACGGUGACCGUGGAUUUCGGGGGGCACCGCCUGGCCGUCAUCACCUGCUCCAUGGCCGCGGGGCUGCCGGGGGGAGUCGCCCUGGGGGCACUCCGGGGAUGGGGCGAGUUCCCUGACAACAUGAACUGCCCCACGGAGCUGCUCUGGGGGGGUCGCCGGGAGGUUUUCCCUCUGCCCCCCCCUUCGGAGCCCCUCAACUUCCCGCACAGCACCGGGCUCCGCUUCGAGGCCCAGCACGUCCGGGAGUGCCUCCUGCAGGGGCUGACGGAGAGCCCGGUGAUGCCGCUGGCCGAGAGCGAGCUCAUCGCGCGGCUCCUGGACCAGGCUCGGGAGCAGGUGGGGGCUGCGGGGCCUGGGGGGGGCUCUGGGGCCGAGCCCACCCCCGGGGGAGACCCCUGA
Myiozetetes cayanensis is the source of this 1125-nucleotide messenger RNA. RefSeq names its product dihydrodiol dehydrogenase (gene DHDH). Gene Ontology annotation, biological process: D-xylose catabolic process. The transcript is spliced from 8 exons. Lineage: Eukaryota; Metazoa; Chordata; Aves; Passeriformes; Tyrannidae. Gene Ontology annotation, molecular function: D-xylose 1-dehydrogenase (NADP+) activity; nucleotide binding. Bases 1 to 1125 code for a protein of 374 amino acids. The record is from RefSeq and is a predicted model, not a curated record.